AAAAUGAUACAUUUAUGGUGGUAUAACAAAAAGAGAUGUCAUUAAGUAUAGCUACUACAUAUUAAGAUCUUUUACACUCACUUGAUUCAAUGCUUUUAAAACUUUGUCCAUCAUGGAACAUUUUCCUCACUUGUCCACCAAAGCAGUGGUGACAAACUGAGAGAUACUGCUAUGGUAGUACGCCGACGACAGUGUAACUGUGUUUCACGAUGGCGAUGAAUUGAUUUUUUUUUUUAAUUUAAAAAAUAUGUUACUUUUUUAAAGUUUUGAUCUGAUCUAUUGCAAUCUUUAAUUGCCAUGUGGUGAAUAUACAUAAAGGAACUGGGAGAAGCAAGUCAUGUGUGACAUGAUGUCAUCUCAGCCAAAUAUAGAAAAAGUUGCAAAAUUAUUGAAGACAACCUUGGAAAAAUAUGUGUCAGCUUUCUUUAAUAGGGUACCGUAACUAUUAAGUAAGGGUUUUGCUAACAUGCGUACCAAAAUUAAAAAAAUUACAUUAAGAAAAGUAAACUUUAAAUCUUUUAAAAGUUAAAUACAUGACUUUUAAGAAGAAAUAUGUCUAAAAUGAGAUUCUAAAGAGUGGAGAUUCUUUUUAGUCCCUCACAAUUUUUUGACGGCCCAAUUUAGUUAUCACAAAAAUAAAACUCAAAAUAGUUUCUGACAUUUUCAUAUUGGGGACAAACUAAUCCCUGGUUCGUUAUAGAGGGAAUAAUUUGUCUUCCAUAUAAAAAUGUCAAGGAUUAAUUUUGCAUUUAUUUUUGCUUGGGAACAAUGAAAGCAAUGUGGGAACCAAAAUGGGGUCUGUUAAACAUGCACACAAAAAAUGUGAGCUUCUAGUUGCAUCAUCUCUACAGUUGAAUCAUUGAACACUCAAGUGUUGCCACUUUCUUCUGUAAGGUUUGGAGAAGGGAACAGUGGAAGCUAUGUUGGCCUUUUCUGUUCCUUCACUUCACAUCCCAGUAGCAAUUAAAACACAAACCCCAUUAAAAAAAUCAAUGUUCUUGAACUCACAAUUGCAUUCAAAACAUUCAUUAAGUAAUGGGAGCACUUCAAAAUUCAAGCUUUUCACUGCCUCAUCACCUUCACCGUUAACAGAGUCCAGUAGUAACCUUCCAUGGGAUGAAUCAGAAGUUGAAGCAGAUUCAGAGAAAUUUGACUGGUACUCACAGUGGUACGCUUUGAUGCCACUUUGUGAUCUUGACAAAAGAGCACCUCAUGCUAAGAAGGUGAUGGGAAUUGAUGUUGUUAUAUGGUGGGAUAGGAAUGAAGGUGAAUGGAAAGUUUUUGAUGAUGCUUGUCCUCAUAGAUUGGCACCUUUGUCUGAAGGAAGAAUUGAUCAAUGGGGUAGGUUGCAGUGUGUGUAUCAUGGUUGGUGUUUUAAUGGAUCAGGUGAUUGCAAAUUCAUUCCUCAGGCACCUCGUGACGGACCUCCAAUUCAUACGUCGAAAAAAGCAUGUGUAGCUGCUUACCCAAGCACAGUGCAGAAUGACAUUUUGUGGUUUUGGCCAAAUACUGAUCCUCAGUACAAAGAUAUUAUCACAAGGAAAACACCCCCAUUCAUGCCAGAAAUUGAUGAUCCAUCAUAUACUAGAGUAAUGGUAAACAGAGAUAUUCCUUAUGGGUAUGAGGUACUGAUUGAAAACCUCAUGGACCCUGCACAUGUUCCAUAUGCACACUAUGGAGUAAUGAACACUGCACAACCAAAAGAGAAAGAUGAUAGAGAAGGAGGAAGACCACUUGAAUUGUCAAUUGAAGAGUUAGAUGUCAAUGGUUUCACAGCAACUCAGGGUUGGAGUAAAAGCAUAUUUAUGCCACCAAGCAUCUUUUACAAUGUGUUUACAUCAAACAACACUUUAUAUGAUCCAAAUUACGCAUAUAGUGAUCCAAAUAAACCUGCAUCUUCCGUUGAAACUAUGAAAUCAUCGUUUCAGAAGAAAUUUGCUUUGAUAUUUAUUUGCAUUCCUGUUAGUCCUGGUAAUAGCAGACUGAUUUUGUGCUCUCCAAGAAAUUUCGGACUGUGGAUUGACAAAAUUGUACCGCGAUGGAUGUUUCAUCUGAGACUAAACUUGAUUCUAGAUUCAGAUUUAUAUCUUCUCCAUGUUGAGGAAAAAAAAAUAAUGGAUGUUGGUCAAGAAAAUUGGCAUAAGGCCUGUUUUGUGCCAACAAAAGCAGAUGCUCUUGUGAUUGGUUUUAGAAAGUGGUUGAAGAAGUAUGCAGGUGGUCAAGUUGAUUGGAGAGGAAAAUAUAGCGGCGCUCUUCCUCCUACACCUCCUAGAGAACAGCUUUUGAACAGGUACUGGAGUCAUGUGGUGAAUUGCAAGAGUUGCAGUUUGGCCUAUAAGAGCCUCCAUGUGGUGGAAGUGGCGUUGCAGAUCAUAUCAGUUGCUGCAAUUGGGAUUGUUGCCGCAGUGAAGCAGGGUGCAGUUUCAGCUGUAACAAGAAAUUCAAUGGUUGUGCUUGCGGUACUUUCAUUCGCAUUGUCGCGGUUGUUAGCUCACUUCAUAUACAAAUACUUACGUUAUCAUGACUACAACCACGCCUUUCACUGAAACAAAGCUGGUUAAUGGUUGUGUUUCCUUAGUUAAUGAUGUCCAACAUUAUUGUGUGUGUGUGUGUGUACUA
Messenger RNA from Trifolium pratense (red clover), 2619 nucleotides. RefSeq names its product protochlorophyllide-dependent translocon component 52, chloroplastic-like. The record is from RefSeq and is a predicted model, not a curated record. The coding region runs from base 921 to 2546 and encodes 541 amino acids. Gene Ontology annotation, molecular function: 2 iron, 2 sulfur cluster binding; chlorophyllide a oxygenase activity. Lineage: Eukaryota; Viridiplantae; Streptophyta; Magnoliopsida; Fabales; Fabaceae. The transcript is spliced from 7 exons.